This is a messenger RNA of Punica granatum (pomegranate), 2595 nucleotides long. The record is from RefSeq and is a predicted model, not a curated record. NCBI's taxonomy places the organism in Eukaryota, Viridiplantae, Streptophyta, Magnoliopsida, Myrtales, Lythraceae.
AUGGCUGCCUCAUCUUGCCUCUUAUUCUCGUUCAUAUUCUUCAUCGUAUCUCCAUUACCGUUAUCAUGGUCAUCGAGUGGAAGAUCCGUGACCUUCGGAGAGUACACUCGUUCUAGUGAUCAGAACUUCAGUCUCGGUGCGGUAGUUGAUUACUCCUCGAGAGCUGGAAUGGAGGAGGGAAUAGCUAUGAGGAUCGCGGUCGAGGAUUUCUGUGCCCAAGCCAGCGGAUGCAUCACCUUGCAUCUCAAGAACUCACGAGGCAAUCCUUCCCGAGGUGCCCAUGCCGCUAGAAAUUUGAUUAAUAAUCGUGUGAGAGCCAUCGUGGACCUGGGAACUGUACGCGAGGCGGCUUCCAUCGCCGAAAUCGGCAACAGAUCAAAGGUUCCGGUUCUCUCCUUGGCGAGUGAAAUUCCGAGCUGGGUCUCUUGGAAAUGGCCUUUCCUAGUCAAGGCCGCUCACAGUCAGCACUCUCAGAUGGAAGCUAUUGCGACUGUAAUACAAAGUUGGCGAUGGCGGAAGGUGAACAUCAUCUACGAAGAUGAUACCGGCUCAGCCUCCUCUACGAUCACCUUGCCAUCUCUCUUCACUGCUCUCCAAGAUGCAGGCAUCGAGGUAAAUGACCUCUUGGCUCUCCCUCCUUCGUCUGAGUAUUACUCGUUGUCGGAGAAAUUAGACAGGCUCCGGAGAGGACAGUGCCGGGUGUUCAUCGUGCACACGAAAGUAAAGCUCGGAGUUGCUGUAUUCAGAGAAGCAAAGGAUAUGGGGAUGAUGGACAGCGGGCAGGAGUCAGUAUGGAUCACCACUGCCGACAUCACGAACUACAUGGACACCUUGGACCCCACGGCCAUCUCCUCGAUGCAAGGUGUACUUGGCGUGAGGACGUACUUUCCCCAUGGCACAAAGAAGCUGAAGGAUUUCUCGUCGAGAUUCAAAUCCAUUUCUCAGGCACGAGGUAGCAUCCAUAAGCGGAACGUAGAGCCAGGAAUUGAUGCACUGCGGGCGUAUGAUGCUGUCUGGGCGCUAGCUCUUGCCUUGAAGAAUGCUCCUGUGGGUGCACCGAGUACUGGAGGUCGCGAGACAUCCAAUAAAGUUGGAACCGACUCGACCGAAGGGCAGGCCUUGUUGGAUAAUAUCCUCAGCAGCAGUUUCAUAGGUCUAACUGGGCAGUUCAAGUUCGUUAAUGGUUCACUAGAACCUGCACGAACUUUCGAAUUAGUCAAUGUGGUCGGGAGGGCAUAUCGGGAAAUUGGAUAUUGGACUAAGGGUUUGGGUUUUUCAAAAGGAAUCGAUGAGAACAGCACCUACAAUUAUUCAAUGAGUAUUUUGGGCCCAAUAUUAUGGCCCGGUGGGCCCUGGGCCAUCCCUAGAGGAUGGGUCAUUCCGACGAAAGGAAACAAGCUCAAGAUCGGGGUCCCCUUCGGGAACGCCCAUAUGGAGUUCGUGUAUGCGAGAUACGAGAGCCCGGGGGCUAACUUGACGGUCACCGGUUUCUCCAUCAAUGUCUUUAAUGCUGCCUUGAUGCAACUGCCUUAUCAUGUGGAGUGCGAGUUUCACGCGUUCAAUGGCACGUACGACUCUUUGGUACAGAGGGUUUACUCCAAGGAAGUUGAUGCAGUGGUCGCGGAUACCGCAAUCGUAGCCAACCGCUAUCAGUACGCCGAGUUCUCGCAGCCUUACUCGGACUCGAAUCUACAGAUAAUCAUAUACGUCCAGCCUACAACAUUCGGAAGGGCUUGGCUGAUCCUGAAGCCGUUCACAUCAAGCAUGUGGAUCGCAACCAUAUUCGUGAACACCUUGUGUGGAUUUACAGUGUACGUGAUCGAACGGAUGCACUACAAGGACGUGUUUCGAGGGAGCGUACUGAACCAGACCAUAGUGAUGCUCACGCUGACUUUCACGACAUUGUUCUCUCUUCAAGGAAGGAAGUUACACAGCAACAUGUCGAGGAUAAUUAUGGUCGUAUGGUUAUUUGUUGCCCUGGUGAUAACACAGAGUUACACUGCGAGCCUCACUAGUUUUCUCACCGUAGAGAAGCUCACCCAAGUCGAUGUCACAGUCGAGUCACUGGUUAGAGACAGAGUACAAGUCGGUUGCGACCGGAACUCCUUCGUGGUGAAGCAUUUGGAGGGCAUAGGGUUCCGCCCAUCCAACAUACGGACAUACUCUGAGGACGACUACACCCGAGCCCUUAAGAGCGGAGAGAUUGGGGCUGCGUUCUUGGAGUCUCCUCAUGCGAGGGUGUUCCUCGCCAAGAACUGCAAGGGCUUCACCACGGCAAAGCAGACUGUCGAAGUCGGAGGAUUCGGAUUUGUUUUCCCGAAGAACUCUCCAUAUUUGCCGGACAUCUCCGAGGCGGUUCUGAGAAUAGCUGAGAGUGGAACGAUACGGGAUCUUGAGAAUUCAAUGUUAAACUCAUACAAGUGUGCAUCUUCCGAAGCUGAUAGCAAUCAGCAAAAGAUUGGAAUUGAGAGCUUCUUGGGAUUAUUUGGAGUCGCGAUUGCAACAUCGGUUGUCUGCCUAGUGCUAUUCGUGCUUCACCUUGGUUCGGAUAAUUCAUCAGAUGUCUCCAACGAUAAAAAGAAGACUGAGUGCUAA